Molecule: messenger RNA, 1826 nt
Organism: Frankliniella occidentalis (western flower thrips)
Lineage: Eukaryota; Metazoa; Arthropoda; Insecta; Thysanoptera; Thripidae
Product: lipase 3-like
Exons: 7
Coding region: 221-1567 (448 amino acids)
Source: RefSeq, a predicted model, not a curated record
GGCCGCGCCGGAGAGGCCACGCACCUCCCACCACCACCUGAUCGUGGAGGGGAGGUCCCCGCUGGAAGCUGGAAGCACGCCGAGGCUCCAGGAGUCCGCCGCACACGGGGAUGACCCGACCUUGCCGACCGGCCGGCGAGCAGUGCGAGAGUGUCGGGCGUCGCGGCUGGUCCAGCGCCCAGAGAGCAGCGUGCGGGUCAUCGAGUGCUCCCGGGUCGGCAUGGCGCGCGUCCGCCUCGUGCUGGCGCUGCUGGCGGUGCUGGCCGCCUCCGUCGAGUGUCAACAGCUGGACGGGCUCGCCGCCGCCGCGGCCCAGCUUCGCUCGCAGCUGUUCACGGUGUUCACGGGCUCGUCGGGCGCGCGGGCCGUCCUGCGCCGCCAGCUGGAGUCCGCCCGCGGCCGGCUGCGCAGGUCGCCGCCCGUCCCGGAGCCGCCGCCCAGCACGACGGCGUUGUGCAAGCAAAACGGUCACUCGGGCUGCGAGCGGCACGAGGUGGCCACCCAGGACGGCUACCUCCUCACCGUCGUGCGGAUUCCCGCCAGCCCCGGGGCCACGCCCGUGCUCCUGCUGCACGGUGACCUGGCGUCCUCCGACUCCUGGAUGAUGCGAAAGGACAACUCCAACCUGGGGACGGUGCUGCACGAGGCCGGGUACGACGUGUGGCUGGGCAACGUGCGCGGCAGCACGCACUCGCGCGCCCACCGCACCCUCAACUCGAGCGACCCGGCCUUCUGGGAGUGGAGCUGGCACGAGAUGGGCAUGUACGACGUGCCCGCCAUGGUGGACCACGUGCUGGCGCGCACCGGCGCCGCCUCCCUGCACCUCAUCGGCCACUCCAUGGCCACCUCGUCCAUCCUGGUGUUCCUGGGCGAGCGGCCCGAGUACAACGCCAAGGUGCGCCUCUCCAGCCUCAUGUCGCCGUCCAUCCGGCUGCGCAGGGGCAUCAUCCGCACCACCUUCACCCUGGCCUCGGACGGCCGCGUGCGCGACGGGCUGCAGAGCUACCUCACGCGCAAUCAGUUCCACGAGAUCUGGCCGCGCUCGGACCUGCUGCACUACAUCGGGGACAUCUUCUGCAUGGACGACUCGCCGUUCAUCAACAUGUGCUACGCCAUGUACGAGGAGGUGCUGGGGAAGGGCCGCGCCGACCAGCGGCUGCCGGACUACUUGGCGACCUUCGGGGCGUACCAUCCAGGGGGAACCAGUUUCAGGUGCAUCAAGCACUUUGGCGCGACGAGCCAGAGCGGUCGCUUCCGUCCGCUAGCCAGCCCCAACGACCCGAACCCCCGCGACUACAAUCUCACCGCCAUCUCUUCGCCCGUGGCGCUCUACUACUCGGCAAACGACGGCAUCAUCGACCCCAAGGACGUCGACCGCCUGGCGCGAAUUCUGCCCAAGCUGCACGAGAAACACGAGGUGCCGCUCAAGCAGUUCAACCACGUCGACUUUAUGUGGGCGAAGGACGUGCGGAGCCUUGUCUACCAGAGGCUGGUCCGGAACAUGAAAGAGGUGGACGCGAAGGUGGUGGCCACCCAGGAGAGGACGGCGAACAAUAUCAUUCGCUGACGUGCGGGUAAUUUAUCAAAAGUCUGAACCAAUGUAACAUUUACUUACAUUUAUUUGUGUGCCUAUGUUAGUGGCUAAGUUUAAGGCUGUGCUUCACAAUCGUAAAUUCACAAUCAUAAUCUCUCAUCAUCAUGCAACUUAAGACUAAAAACGCCCCCGGACUUAUUUUGUUACGAUGCUUUUUCUCCAGUCGGGCGUAUCGUCAACUCAGAGAUCUGCAACAUGAAAUGUUUCAAAUAUAUACAUUGUUGAAAAGUAA